Molecule: messenger RNA, 7483 nt
Organism: Perca fluviatilis (European perch)
Lineage: Eukaryota; Metazoa; Chordata; Actinopteri; Perciformes; Percidae
Gene: igsf9b
Product: immunoglobulin superfamily, member 9b
Exons: 24
Coding region: 1451-7384 (1977 amino acids)
Biological process (GO): cell-cell adhesion
Molecular function (GO): protein binding
Source: RefSeq, a predicted model, not a curated record
AGCCGGCCGAUUAUCGAUGCAGCAUCGUCCACGUCCACGAUUCCAUGCAUCGACUAUUUGAUUAAUUUCAACACCUCUAAUAUGGAUCAGCCGCUCCUUCAAGACUUUCACUCCCUAGCCAGCAAACAAAGUCUCUCCGGGUCUGACACCGGACCUGUUCUUUUAUCCAUCUUCAGGUUCCUCCUCGCGCCAUGGCGUCUGGGCCGCCAGUCGGUUGGAUAUCACCCCGACUUUCUGUCUCCGAGAAGAUGGCAAAGUUGCGCUGCUAUAGCCUUGGGGUCGCUCUCAUUCUCUUCUUCUCGCACUGCCUAAAGAUUGUCUGUCUGUUGCUUUAAGAUAUUUCAUUAGGUGCAUUUCUGUUUCAAAUGUUCAUCAAAUUUAAUCAGGAGCACUUUUUGCUCCACUAAAUUUGACCGGAGGAGACAGCGAGGCCAUGCCAGGCUACGGGACAUUCUUAUUCUAAACAGCCCAAUAUAUUUCUACAAUCUGCAAACAAAUACAGUUUCAAAGAUGGUUGUUCCCAUCAGUCACGUUGACACAAAAACAUGGAAAAUUAGGGGCCAAGUUACAAAAAUACCAAAGUUUUACCCUUUCAGAUAAAGAUUAUAGGCAGAGUGAUGUACCUGCAUCAUACAUCAUUUUCUAUUUCUUGUCUGAUAGAAAACAUAUGUUAUAGCCUAUUUAAUAAAGUGUGUGUGUGUGUGUGUGUGUGUGUGUGUGUGUGUGUGUGUGUGUGUGUGUGUGUGUGUGUGUGUGUGUGUGUGUGUGUGUGUGUGUGUGUGUGUGUGUGUGUGUGUGUGUGUGUGUGUGUGUGUGUGUGUGUGUGUGAGAGAGAGAGACACUACUUAUCAUUGUAGUAGUGUAAUAAUGGACACUUUUAAAGGACAGAAAAAUGACAAUUCAAUAAACAAAAUGAAAUUAUGUGCCUCCCCCUUGUGGUGAUACCUGUAAACAACAAACACAGCAAUGUGUACCCCAAUAAACCAACUGGCCACAUCUUCAUCAGAGACUGUAUGACCCCAAUAAACCAACUGGCCACAUCUUCAUCAGAGACUGUAUGACCCCAAUAAACCAACCGGCCACAUCUUCAUCAGAGACUGUAUGACCCCAAUAAACCAACCGGCCACAUCUUCAUCAGAGACUGUAUGACCCCAGUAAACCAACCGGCCACAUCUUCAUCAGAGACUGUAUGACCCCAGUAAACCAACCGGCCACAUCUUCAUCAGAGACUGUAUGAAGUAGAGUUCCAGUAGCUCAUAUAUCUGCUCAGUAACAAAUCAAAAGUCCUGGUUUUGAGAAGAGAGAGGGGAGGAAUCGGGUGAAUUUGGGCUGCAAAGACGAGUCUAAAAAGAAGAGCUUCAAUGGAUUGAAAGAUUAUACUUUCAGCUUCAAGUGGGAAAAGUGCCUCGAGCAAGGUCGGGAGAUGUGUGAAGGCGUGUGACGGACGGCCAUGGGACUGAAGAGACGCUGGCUCCAGGCUGUCACCGCUGCUGUAGCCGUCUGUCUGCUGAGUGUUUCUCAAGGCGGCGCGUCAUUGGUUCGUGGCAGAGAAGGGGGCUCUGCAGAACUGAGCUGCAAUCUCACUCCGACAUCCAAAGAAGCCACAACCCCAAACCUCUUUCCUCUGCAUGUGGUGGAGUGGGUGCGCCUCGGUUACAACGUUCCCAUCCUCAUCAAAUUUGGAGUGUAUGCUCCUCGAGUUCAUCCAAACUACAAGGGCCGUGUGUCUCUGACCCAGGGCGCCUCUCUGCUGGUGGAUCGGCUGACCCUGGAGGACGAGGGCUGGUUCGAAUGUCGCAUCCUGCUUCUGGACAGCCAAAAAGACGACUUUAGAAACGGCACGUGGACCUUCCUCUCCAUCACAGGUGCAGCUCUGCAGGGUUUUUGGGGGGACUCGGGGGAGCAGCUUCUUUCACUGCUCAUCACUGGCGCUGGCCUUGUGCUGAAUGGUACCUUGUCUGUGGCAGCCGUCACCAGGAAUUUUUCGGGAGUGUACAAAUGUCACGUGUCCAACUCGGAGGGGAACCUGACCCACUCCAUGCAGCUGCAGGUCAAAGGACCCCCGAUCAUCAUCAUCUCCCCAGAGGACACCACUCUCAACAUGUCCCAGGAUGCAGUUCUGCAGUGUCAGGCCGAUGCCUACCCUUCUAACCUCACGUACGAGUGGCUGAAACAAGGACAGAAUGUCUACCAUAUUGAGUCCCUGAAGUCCAGAGUGAAGGUUUUGGUGGAUGGAACACUUCUCAUCCCUAAUCUCAUCCCAGAGGACGCUGGCAACUACACCUGUAUCCCCACUAACGGGUUACUCACCCCACCCUCAGCCUCUGCACACCUGAAAGUGAAACACCCUGCACGCGUGGUCAGAAUGUCCCGGGAAACGUACUUGCCUGCGGGCAUGGAGGGGGUUAUUACCUGCCCUGUUCAGGCUGAUCCCCCGGUGCUGUACGUCAACUGGACCAAAGACGGAAACAGUUUGAAUCUUGACAACUUACCAGGUUGGAUAGUGAACUCCGAGGGCUCCGUUUUUAUAGCAACAGCCAACGACAACGCAGUAGGCAUGUACACGUGUACGGCCUACAACAGCUACGGCACCAUGGGAAAGUCUGAACCCACCAAAGUCAUUUUGCAGGACCCUCCAUCUUUCCGAGUGGCUCCUCGAGCCGAGUAUCUCCAGGAGGUGGGCAGAGACUUGAUCGUCCCCUGUGAAGCCAUUGGAGACCCCGCUCCAAACAUUACAUGGAGCAAGAUUGGCCCGUCUCCUCGCUCCCAGUACACCGUGCUGGCUAACGGCUCGCUGCUGCUGCAGCCGCUCAGUAAAGAUCACCAAGGGGGCUGGGAGUGCUUGGCCACUAACCGAGUAGCGACUGUCAGCGCAGGCACUGUGAUCAUGGUGCUGGGCACCAGUCCCCAUGUCGUGUCCUUAGUAUCCGUCAUCACAGAGAUGAACCAGGCCAAUGUGUCCUGGGUGCCUGGCUUUGACGGUGGAUACACCCAGAAGUUCACCGUAUGGGUCAAACAGGCAUCCAGAGGGAAACACGAAUGGGCGUCUUUGCCUGUGCCGACAUCCAAAAACUACCUCCUGGUGACCGGGCUACUCGCUGGCACUGGCUAUCAGUUCAGCGUGCUACCUCAGAACAAACUCGGCUCUGGGCCUUUCAGUGAAAUAGUUUCUGUGCGAACACAAGCUUUGCCAACAGAAGAACCUACAGGCGACACAUCUCUCCCAGUCCUGGAUCCUCCCGUGCUCCUGUCAGCCAACCAACGGAAGCGCCCAAAGGAUCAGGGCCAGUGGGUCAUCCUCAGCAGCAGCAUCAGCGCCAAUCAGAGCCAACUGCUCGUAGAAGGACUGCUAAGGGACUCCAGCUACGAUCUGAGGCUGAUGUCUCACAGCAACAAAGUGCUCAGUGAACCGAGUCAGUCUGUCAAUGUCUCCACAACAGGGAUGGAGGUUUACCCCGUGCGCCCCAGUUACCUGGAGUUCAUCCCGCAGCCCCUGUUGGCCGGAGUGUUAGGAGGAGUGUGCUUCCUGUUCGUGGCCAUCAUCCUCUCGUUGGUGACAGCGUGCUACAUGAGUCAAAGGAGAGAGCGGCGGCGCAAAAAUAGAAGAAAAGAUCUCCCGUCUGGCCUCCAGAAGAGCUCGUCUUCUCCACAAGCUCGCUCGCCUCCUCGCAGCCCAGACAGUGUCCUCAAGCUGAAGCUGUGUUCGCCGCUUCCCUUCUUCGUCAACAACAACUCCUCCUCGCAGUCGGACCGCUCAUCCUUCGAUAAAGGCAGCCGCGGGGAGUACCACAACCAGAGGAAACAACUCCUGUCCAACUCGUCUCCGCCGCCGCAUUACACGCUCUUUGAGAGCCACCUGGGCUCCCAGGACCCCUCGCCGACUGCUCUGGAAUCCAUCUCCAGAGGCCCGGACGGACGCUUCAUCGUCCAGCCACUGCUGAAAGCCUCCAGUCCCUCCAGUAAGAAAAACUUGAGAAAGGAGGUCGUCCAAAGUAACGGUGGGGCGGGUGGCUCAGGGAGCAACCGGACAUCGCUCAGGGACUCUCCCAAGUCGAGUGUCCUGAGCUCGGAGAAAGACGAGAGGAGGAAUUCUCCGCUCACCGUGGACGUCCCCGAGCUGAGCCGCCCUCCUUCCUCUCCUGGAAGAGUGCGCGCCAUGGCGAGAAACUUCUCCCGUCACGGCUGCUUUUAUUCUGACGACGAACAGUGCUCAGAGGCUCUGUUGGAAAGAGCCAGCUUCUAUUCGGACAACAGCGAGAAAAAACCCAGCGAUUCUUUCAGGAGGUAUCGCUUGCCGGGCCACCCCGAAGAUCUCUUCUCGAGUUUGGGGAGGAAAACAAAGCUGCUGGAUCGAGAUCGAGACCGAGACAGACCGGGCUACCAGCCGAUGGACAGUCAGCUGACUAACAACGGCACCGUUGUCUCGCAACUUGACAGCGAGCUGGAGAGGGAAAGUAUUAACAAGUGUGCGCAACUGGCAAAGGAGAGGGAAGAAAUGGAGAGGGAGCUGGAGAGCUAUACGGCCGAACAAAGAGGUCGAGGUCGCGGGAGACUCGAACAACACGAGAAAACAAAAAGCCCUCGAAGGGAUUCCCCCAAGUCAGAGGAAGAGCCAGUAUGGAAGCCACAAGAUGUCACCAUCAGACAGAAACACAGGCCUCCAGGUCACACCAAUCGGGUGUCUGACUAUCGGCGAGCGUGCUACUUCGGGAACACAAGCAGUCCCAUGGAUCGGCUCGCCACGCCUCGCGUACAGUGGGACAUUAGCCCCGUUACGUCACUCACAAGCCUCAUUCCUGCGCAGGAAACGGCGUCGCCCAAUCACACGCGCAGGGAAACCACCGAUAACUCCUUGGCCGUUGAUUCAUCCCGCUCUCCGGUCACACAGAACACCUCGCUCCCGAUGCUCUCCCCUGAUGUCAGCUCUAAAAGUCCGCCUAUCUUGUGUCUAACAACACCAGACCGAGCCGGGUCGUUGAGUCCCCCGACUGAGCAGGGAUUAACAGAAAAGGCGCAAGACAAAGGCGCCGCUUCGAGGUCCAGACAUUCAUACGCUUAUGCCGGCACUCAGCCCUGGGAUUCAGCCGCCAGAGGUCCCGAAAGUUCACCCUCUGCGCCGUAUAAUCAGCCUGCAAAAUACUACACAGCCACACGGGACCCCAGUCCAUCAAGUUAUCCUACUUUACCUUACGAACAGGAUGAAGUAGGGGCAAAGGCCAAAGAAAAAGACACUCAAGCUCGAGACGAGCGGCGCGGUUCGGGUUUUUACUCGGAGAGAGAGCGAGAGGGUGUGCGAACGCGCUCCAGGAGAAGCGACAAAUGUCUCUUCUCUGACAGCCCGAGCCCUAUUUCAACGUUGACGCUCGUAGAAGAGGUCGAAAGCGACCAGUCCCAGUGUUCGGUCCCCGCCAUAUCCAGGUCCUUAAAGGCCGAGCCUGCAGCCCCGUCUCCCCAGAUGUCCCCUCUGCAGACAAGUGCAAUUCUCGAAUACCUGAGCCUUCCGGGCUUCAUUGAAAUGAGCGUCGACGAGCCCGUGGAAAACGCGACGGUCGCAGACGAUGCUGCGCAAAGCUCAGAUGUAAAGCCAGUAAUAUCCACGGGGGUCGAGCCGGAUGUAGUUCCUAGAAACUGGGAGGUCCACGUUCAGGACAAGAGGGAAACGCACUCAAACUGUCAAUCUGGGGGCCCUGGUAAAACGCACCCGGAAACUAGAGAUUCUUCACACCGAGUCAGAUUUCCAGAUGACACGAGACAGUCGUCGCCCGGUCCGAAAAAAACCAGCAAGCAGCUCUAUAGCGAGAAAACGCAGAUUCGAGUUGGCAACAAAAGCACGGACCGACCCGAAUCCAGGCUCGGCUCGAGGUCGGCUCACACGUUGUUCGGCGCGGCGCGAGGAAUGGCUGACGUAGUGUCGAAACACUCGCGCGGUUUCGCGGACAGUAGCGAGUCUUUAUCGGAGCAAUCCCAGAGACAAAGGACUAAUAACAUCGCGUCGCGAAUCUGUCAAGCCCCCGUGCCAUUUCUAAAGAAGUCCGUAAGCGUGGGCCCGUGUAGGACCCUCUCGGGUGUGGGACAGCCUCGCCAGUUUUUAAAGAAAUCCAUCAGCUUAGGCUCGCAGCGGUGGGAGCACUUCGAGAGCCCCAGGACGUAUAUUUCUGAGAAAUGUUACUGGGACGAGUUCCCAAACCCAGAUGUCAGACUCAAGUCCUACAGUUUGGGUCGCAGUCCCCCUUCCCUCCCCAGGCCGGGCCCGUCCUGGAGGGAGUACGUCCCGUUCAGACACCCCCCGAGCGUGUGGAGCUUAGAGAGGCCUCGCCACACGCAGAGACCUUUAGCCAGUCCUUCCUACCUCACUCAGGCCAGGUACCCACCCAGACAAGCCUCCUCCGUGUCUCCCAUGCUGGAGCCCGCUGAUCCUCGCCGACAAGCUGCCGUUUUCCCAGAAUCCUCCAGGUGGUCUCCUACUUAUCACGAAACCCUGAGGUCUGCUCAGCAUAAAUACGUCCCCAUCAAGUACCAGCAGUGGCCCGGAUCCAGAGGGGACAGCGAGAGACCAGGAUCCAGAGGGGACAGCGAGAGACCAGGAUCCAGAGAGGACAGCCUGAGACCAGGAUCCAGAGAGGACAGCCUGAGACCAGGAUCCAGAUGGGACAGCGAGAGACCAGGAUCCAGAGGGGACAGCGUGAGACCGAUGGAGCCCAGCAGGGGUCCCCCGCGGUCCUACCUGCCCCGGGGCAUCAGCUGGCCCUCGCCGUGCUACGCCCCGUUUCCCCCCCAGGAGGCGGAGCCUCACCGGCCGCCAGACAGGCUGGCGAGGAGAGGGGGGGAGGCGGAGCCCCGGGAGGGGGGGAGGACCAGCUACGCCAGCCAGAGCAGCGGGAGGGGCAGCGCCGGGCUCUUCCGACAGUCCCUGUCCAUCACGCCGACGCUGCUCAGCUCGCCCGAAACCACGGAGGAGGGCGAGCGCCACCGAGCGGAGACGGAGCUGCCCGAGAGGAGACAGAAAAGAAGGAACACGUCAGUAGAUGAGAGCUAUGAGUGGGACUCCGCUGAUGCGUGUGUGGACUCGGAGGUCCUGGAGGCCACCAGGUUCGAUCCCUCACAGAGCGGCAGGGCGGAGCGCCGAUACGGUCGAGCCGCUGGCCUCCGGGACCGGCGACCGAAAGGCCCGUGUCUCUCAGUCAGCCCGCCAGUUCCCACCCCGGCGCCUCUCGGCCAGUACCGGCGCUCCCUCAGCGAGGAGCGCUUCAACGCUCUCCGCCAGGAGUACCAGGAGUACCAGGAGUACCGGGAGUACCAGGAGUACCGGCAGGCUCAGGAUCCUCUCUGGUCCCGCCAGCUGUGCCACGAUUCAGACUCUGACUCCGGCUCGGCGCUGCUCUAGCAGCCUAACUCGGUCCCUCUCAGAAAGACACCAAAAAGCAGUUUUAAUGAACGGACGACAGCACCGCGGACACUGUCACACCUCCCUGGAGCUUUGUCG